ACUGUUUUAGUCUAUAGAGUGGUGUACUUAUUUUGGCGGGAACAGUUUCUGGGUGGUGGAAAGAGAGGAAGUGUAACUUUAAUCAGUCGAAGAAAAUUGAAGCAAAACAAUGGUGACAGUAGAGGCACUGAACGAACAAUUUGAAAUUUUGGGCUGUAGUGUGAAAAAUGAGGAAGCUUUAAAUAAGUGCAUAGAACUUUGCAUUGAAUUUGGAAAAGAUGAGGAGCAGUUUGUGGAAAUGUGGGUGGCUUUCAGCGUUUCAAAGUUUGGAAAUAUGGACCUUACAUUGGAAGGACUCCAACAGAUGGAACGUGCAGAACGUGUUGAACAAAAAAAAGAAAAGCAGGCUCCAAAACCAGCCACCUUCAUCGCCUCAUCGCAAUUAGAGAUAAUCGAUGAUGACGAAAUCUUGCAAAUGUAUGGCGUCAAGACACCAGUGACACCAAAAACCAAGCGGUUAAGAAGUCCAGAUUUCGGCAGUUCGGGACCAGAAAACAAACUCUUUGCUGUGGAAAGUGUAUCAAGCCUCUCUCCAAGCACUCCAAGUCGUUCCUCAAUAAAAUCAGGACCUGGUAAAGUAUUAGUUUCUUAUGGAGACAAAAUAAAAUCAUGGAAAAACGAGAAGCAUGUUCGUGUUACAAUAAACCGAACUGAUGAUCCCCACGUUCCAAACUGUACAGGGUACAUGUUUGACGUAAUCACUGAUGCAGCCGCCCAACGAGCUGUCGCUUGCAUGAAAUUAGGGAAAAAGGUUUGCAAAAAGUGGAGUAAAAUCCAGGAUGAUACGUUAAUAUGUACGUCGGACGUGAAAAAAGUUUUUCAAACAAAUUUCGUAACUUGGGGUCGGGUUCGCUGCGACAUGCAAGGGAAGCUCAACAAAGUUUCAACAGAAUUGGAAGGUAUUUUCCCCUAUCGUGAUGUGAUUGGAAAUAUGAAGAUCAAGUCGAACGUCGUACCUGUGGAUUUAAGUAAAGUUGCAGAAUAUUCGAUUUUUCCCGGUCAGAUUUUAGCAGUUGAAGGUACAAAUAUAACGGGAAACCUUUUGGAAGCGAAGAACGUCUUUUCUAAUGGAUAUGCUUUACCUUCAGAUGAUCCUAAAUUAAAAAAUGAUAUUAAUAUAAUGAUUGCGGCUGGACCGUUCACGACAAUCGAUGAUUUGAGUUAUGAACCUCUGAUCAACCUUUUGGAUCGAAUAAAGGAGGAAGAACCUCAUAUUCUUAUUUUAAUUGGUCCUUUCGUUGAGUAUACGCAUCCACAAAUUGGAUGCGUACUAAAUCAUCGUACUUGUCAAGACUUAUUCGAUAAAACAAUUCGUACCGUAAUGGAAAGUUUAAAAGGGAAAUGUACUCAAGUAGUAAUUGUAGCGUCCUAUCGAGAUGCUCAUCAUGAACCAGUUUAUCCAACUCCGCAAUACUAUUUGCCUAGGUCAUUGCAAAAUCCAAAUCUUCAUUCUAUGCCAGAUCCGUGUAUGCUUAAUAUUGACGGCCUGACGAUAGGAAUAUCUGCCGUUGAUAUCCUGAAACACCUUGGAAACGAGGAAUUGAGUUCAAAUUCCUUCAGAAUGGGCAAAUUGGGCAGAUUAGCCAAUCAUAUUCUGUCGCAAGCUUGCUUCUACCCACUUUAUCCACCAGCUGAAGAGGUGAACGUUGACACGUAUCUAUGGAAAACAUAUGCUUUUAUGAAACAGCAGCCUCAUAUUUUAAUUUUGCCAUCUGAUAUGGCGUACUUCUGUAAGCCUAUAAACGGUUGUGUAGUUGUAAAUCCGGAACGAUUAUGUAAGCAUUCAUUUGCAAGGAUUUUUAUUCCAAGUAUUUCUAAUGAUCAAAAAUGGGAUCAAAGCCGAAUAAGCUGUGAAAUUUUAAAAGUGUAAAAUCUUUUUUGAAUUUAAAUUAUAUAUAAUGCACAUUUCUGUAUUUGGGUUUAAAUAGAAAAGACUCAUAUACGUUA
Messenger RNA from Belonocnema kinseyi, 1947 nucleotides. It is a transcript of the gene DNApol-alpha73, whose product is annotated as DNA polymerase alpha subunit B. The transcript is spliced from 7 exons. The record is from RefSeq and is a predicted model, not a curated record. Lineage: Eukaryota; Metazoa; Arthropoda; Insecta; Hymenoptera; Cynipidae. Gene Ontology annotation, molecular function: DNA binding. Gene Ontology annotation, cellular component: alpha DNA polymerase:primase complex. Bases 110 to 1870 code for a protein of 586 amino acids. Gene Ontology annotation, biological process: DNA replication initiation; DNA replication.